Molecule: messenger RNA, 2896 nt
Organism: Phyllostomus hastatus (greater spear-nosed bat)
Lineage: Eukaryota; Metazoa; Chordata; Mammalia; Chiroptera; Phyllostomidae
Gene: TOM1L1
Product: target of myb1 like 1 membrane trafficking protein
Exons: 15
Coding region: 147-1577 (476 amino acids)
Biological process (GO): signal transduction
Cellular component (GO): membrane; endosome
Molecular function (GO): phosphatidylinositol binding; clathrin binding; ubiquitin binding
Source: RefSeq, a predicted model, not a curated record
CAGCGGCCGGGCAGAUCGCCCAGCCUCCGCCCGGAGUCUGGGAAGCGUUCGGGCCAAGAGGAGGAGCCAGAGACACCGUGCGGGUGGAGUCGGGAGCUCGAGAACCGUGGAGGCGUUUUUCCUGUACCCGGCUCUCUACGGCUACCAUGGCGUUUGGAAAGAGUCACCGGGAUCCCUAUGCGACCUCCGUGGGCCACCUUAUAGAAAAGGCUACCUUUGCUGGAGUUCAGACUGAGGACUGGGGCCAGUUCAUGCACAUUUGUGACGUGAUUAACACGGCCAAUGAUGGGCCAAAAGAUGCAGUAAAAGCUUUGAAGAAAAGGAUUUCUAAAAACUACAAUCAUAAAGAAAUUGAACUUACCUUGUCACUUAUUGACAUGUGCAUGCAGAACUGCGGUCCAAGUUUCCAAUCUCUGAUUGUGAAGAAGGAGUUCAUUAAAGAUAGCCUAGUUAAGCCGCUGAAUCCCAAAUACAACUUGCCAUUAAACAUUCAGAAUAGGAUUUUGAAUUUUAUUAAGACGUGGUCACAGGGUUUCCCAGGAGACGUGGAUGUGAGUGAAGUGAAAGAAGUGUACCUGGACCUGCUGAAGAAAGGUGUUCACUUUCCUCCCUCAGAUGCGGAGGCCGAAACAGCCGAACAAGAGACGACUCCGAUCUCAUCAAAUCCACCAACAUGUGUUCCUACCGCCCCAGCUCUUUCUUCUGUAAUUGCUCCCAAGAACACGACUAUCUCGUUGGUGCCAGAGCAGAUUGGAAAAUUGCUCAGUGAGUUGGAUAUGGUGAGGAUGAAUGUCAAAGUGAUGUCUGCCAUAUUGAUGGAGAAUAUUCCAGGAUCUGAAAACCGUGAAGACCUAGAGCUUCUGCAGAAACUGUAUAAGACGUGUCGCGAGAUGCAGGAGCGGAUCAUGGACCUGCUUGUGGUGGUGGAGAAUGAAGACGUAACUGUUGAGCUCAUUCAAGUGAAUGAGGAUUUGAAUAAUGCCAUCCUUGGAUAUGAGAGGUUUACUCGAAACCAACAAAGGAUCUUGGAGCAAAAUAAUCAGAGGGAAAAUGCCAAUACUGCCAGUGAACCUUCUGCCCCAUCCUGUGAGCUCGUUGACCUAAGUCCCAGCCCUCCGAAUCAUAGGGCCUCCCUGGAAGAGCUCAACACCAUGAAUGCUCAGCUUUCAGACCUAAGUUUCAGCUCUCCACGUCCUCUUGUAACCAACAACCUGCAAUCCAGUGUUCACCCACAGGAAGAUUUUCUAGCCUUGGGAAACACAGAAACAGCCCUGUCUGCCCAAAGGACCGGCCAAAACCUCGCCACAGAUCAUACAUACGAGAGCGUUCCAGACUAUUUAAAUACAACAUUACUACACCCAGUGAGUCUGCAGACCACUCCAACCACACCAUCUAACCAGAGGCGGCCAGCCUUGCCUGGCAAUCAUCCAGCCAUGGCAAAGAAUGAUCUCCAGCCACCCAAUUACUUCGAGGUAAUGGAGUUUGAUCCCUUAGCUCCUGCCGUCACUACAGAAGCUACAUAUGAAGAAAUUGAUGCUCCUCACCACAAAGGCACUCAAAAUCACAGUGACUGUUGAGGUAAAGACUUCCACUUACAUAACCUUCAUUCCACAUUCUAUGGGAUUUCAGUGUAAUUAUCACUUUCUCUCUCUAGUAUUUACAUUUUGUAAGGGCCACCCGAGUCUUUGACACUGUGAUGAAUGAAAUGUUGUUAUACAGGUUCCUCCAAAUCAAAUGAAAUACAUUCUCUGUGACCUUGUUAACUAAAAAUAAUAAAUUUUGGAAAUGCAGAAGUUUGUUUAUAUGUAGAAAUAUUAAUGCCAACAAAAACAGAUGAUCAAUAAAAACUCUUUAGCCCUGGAAUCAGACAUUUAUCUUUUAUGUGCAGCUAAUGCCUGUAAACUGGGACUGGGAGAAACCAGUCAUUGUUAUCCCAGAGAGGCCUGGAUUGUUCCUAUUUGCUAUACUAGUCAUCCCAUUUAUUUAUUAAAAAAUGCAUGGCCACUAAUAAUCUAUUAACCUUAUUUAUUCCCCUCACCAACCCCCACAAUGAAGACAGUACAUUCCUGUUUUCCCUCUAUUAAUAUGUGGAUCUCUUGUUAUCAAGGAAUGGGGAAAGACAAGGAAAGUAGGGGGUGGCUGACUAUGUUCUGUUUAUUCCAGGUGAAAGUGAAUGACCAGCUCACUAACUGCAUUAGGAGUAACAACUCUCUAAAAGGUAGACCCUGUCCAGCUCUGAGGCCCAGAAGACCUACCCACACAUCAAAACCAUGAUGGAGCAUUUCUCCUCUGCAAUAGUGAGAGUUAAACAGAAGAGUAACAGUUCAUGCUCUCUCAUAAGAAUUUGGUUUUAACAUAUAUUCACUUAAAACUUAAACAGGAGAAAAAUUCAUUGUGCGGAGGCCAACCAGGUUAACUGGAGCAACUUACUGUUUCACAGGCUUUCCUACCUUCAGAAAUCAUCUCAUGGCUGUGAUGAGAGUAGAUGAAUACUUUUUAUUACAAAAUAAUUCUGAAUAGAUGUAAGCAUGAAAUGUGAGAGACUAAAUAUACUAUUCAAGAAUAGUGAGUGCCUUCAUUUAACUGAAGUUAAAUAUAAAAGUCUAUUUGCACUUCUUUAUAAAUAAUAUUCUUGUUUAGAAUUACGAAUUGUAAAAAAACCUUAAUAUUGUAGUUUAUAUUUCAGGUACCCUGAAGAAGUCACCAAACGCUACAUCGAGUUGCCUUUAAAUACGAUUCUUUAUAAUACUAAAUGUUCUCUUUUUUCUUUUUUACUAAAAUUCAAUAUUUCUAUUUGGAACAAAGACCACUGGAAAAUAUUCAGAAUAAAUUAUACAUUCAUUUAUGUCAUAAAUUACAAUGAAAAAUUACUAUUAAAACAAGUUAAUACAUCUUU